AUGUUCACCUCUAUGCGGAUGGUGCACACGUCGACGCGUGUGGGAGGCAAGGCGUCGAAGCCUCUGGUGUGGCUGCUCAACUCGGCAGCGGAUGCGGUGUCGAGCACGGCGUCGGGCGUCAACACGGUGGUGUCAUCAGCCGGCUCGGCUGUGGCAGGCACCAUCGAGUCGUCAGCAAAGGCUGCCAAGGAUGUGCUGCCGCAAGAGCCGCUGGUCCCGUUGCCCAAGGCGGCGACGUCGAGCCUCUCGGCGGCGGCGUCGCUGGUCAGGGUCGGCACCUCGCUGACCAAGUCGGCGCUGGGCGCUGCUGCCCAGCUUGGCGGUGCUGCCGGCUCGGUGGUGGGCUCGGUGGUGGUCGAUGCCGUCUCGGGCCGCAAUGGCAAGGGCUCCCAGGCGUCGGCGCUAGGAGACGCUAUGGAUCCCGAGCUUGUUCGUGCCGCUACCCGGCUGGCGUCGACGACGUCGUCAGCAGUCAUGUCGGUGCUCGACACGGCUGAGGCGGCGUCGGCUACCGUCGUCGACUCAUCGCUGGGAUCGGUCUCGUCGCUUGUCGGCCAGACGCUUGGGCCCGAGGCCGGCGACGUUGUCCGCGCCAACCUCACGGUGGUCAACGACGCAGUCAAGACCAUGUACAAGGUCAAGUCGUUUGGCAUCCGCAAGAUGGCCUCGUCGUCGGCCAAGUCGUUCCGCGACCAGGCCCUUCGCUCUGUCCUUGUGCUCUCGCCCGAGGUCGUCGCCGCCGCGCAGCCGUCAUCCUCGAGCCACGUCCCGAUUCCGCUAACCGACUCUGAAGAUCUUGUGGUGAUCCCUCUCAUGACCGCCUCCAACUACACCCACUCUCGCCCAGUCCGCUUCCCGCAAGCACACCAGCUAAAGCAACUCUGA
Molecule: messenger RNA, 885 nt
Organism: Thecamonas trahens ATCC 50062
Lineage: Eukaryota; Apusomonadida; Apusomonadidae
Exons: 2
Coding region: 1-885 (294 amino acids)
Source: RefSeq, a predicted model, not a curated record